This is a messenger RNA of Ogataea parapolymorpha DL-1, 309 nucleotides long. RefSeq lists its product as uncharacterized. Lineage: Eukaryota; Fungi; Ascomycota; Pichiomycetes; Pichiales; Pichiaceae. The record is from RefSeq and is a predicted model, not a curated record. The transcript has a single exon. Bases 1 to 309 code for a protein of 102 amino acids.
AUGUCCUUUCUAGACGAGAUCAUCCUCCAAGACGUUGCCAAGUACUGUCCAGAACAGUUUGUCAACUACCACAAAUGUGUCCAGUCACCAGAUAAGAAGCCGAUCGAUUGCGUUCCGAUGCAACUGGCGCUGCAACAGUGCGUCAGGAACGACGUGCCGUCCUUUCAAAAAAUUCAGCAGAAUUGCUCUUCUGCGAUAUCCCAAUACGAAGCGUGUCUGCGCGGAGGAGACUCAGCCAAAUGCUUGGACCAAUUGGAGUCCCUAAGACAGUGUGCCGUUAAACAAGUGCAAAGUACCCAAAAGCAGUAA